UCUGUGACUGAGACCAUCCUGCAGAGAGGCAGAUGAUAACAGCAUCAGCUGCUGGUUAUCAGCCUGCUCACAUUUUCAAUGAACUGCUCACAAAGAAGCCCCUGAUCGUGCCCGCUGCUGCUCGCAGGGCAGAGAUACUGAUCAGUGUCUUCUGUUUUCUUACAUUAUUUUAGUUGGGGUGUUUUAAGAGGUGAAGCUUAUCCUCCAUCACCAUGGUGCUAGGAAAGGUGAAGAGCUUCACCGUGAGCUACGACUGUUUCAAUGACAGCAACGUCCCCGUGUUCUCCAGCGGGGACUGCGUCUCAGGGAGGGUGGUCGUCGAAGUCACCGGGGAGAUCCGCGUGAAAUCUCUCAAAAUCCACGCGAAGGGAUUCGCAAAAGUUCGUUGGACCGAGUCGAGGAACGCUGGCUCCAACACUGCCUACACCCAGAACUACACGGAGGAAGUGGAGUACCUGAACCACAAAGAUAUUUUAAUCGGACACGAACGAGACGAUGACAAUUCAGAGGAAGGACUCACCACGAUUCCUGCAGGGAGACACGAGUAUGCAUUUAGCUUCGAGCUUCCACAGACACCUCUGGCUACCUCUUUUGAAGGAAAGCACGGCAGCGUGCGCUACUGGGUAAAGGCAGAGCUCCACAGGCCAUGGCUUCUGCCCAUGAAAACCAAGAAGGAAUUUACAGUCUUUGAGCACAUUGACAUCAACACUCCAUUAUUGUUGUCACCACAGGCUGGCACAACAGACAAGACGCUUUGCUGUUGGUUCUGCACCUCAGGUCCUAUUUCCCUAAGUGCCAAAAUCGAAAGGAAGGGAUACACCCCAGGAGAGUCCAUCCAGAUUUUUGCUGAGAUUGAGAACUGCUCCUCCCGCAUGGUGGUGCCAAAGGCGGCCAUCUACCAGACACAGACCUUCUGUGCCAAAGGGAAGAUCAAGGAGGUCAAGCAGCUGGUGGCCAACCUGCGGGGGGAGUCCCUGUCCUCCGGCAAGACGGAGACCUGGAACGGCAAAAUGCUGAAGAUCCCACCUGUGUCCCCCUCCAUCCUGGACUGCAGCAUCAUCAGAGUAGAGUACUCUCUCAUGGUAUACGUAGACAUACCAGGGGCGAUAAACUUGUCCCUGAACUUGCCCCUUGUCAUCGGAACCAUCCCCCUCCACCCAUUCGGUUCCCGCACCUCAAGCGUCAGCAGCCAGUGCAGCAUGAGCUGGCUGGGCAUGGGUCUGCCAGAAAGACCUGAAGCUCCUCCAAGCUAUGCAGAAAUCGUGACUGAAGAGCAGAGACAGAACCGCCUGGACGUCCCUGCAGUCAGAGAGGAGCUGGAGGGUCCACUCUUCGCCUACAUUCACGAGUUCCGCUUCCAGCCCCCUCCUCUGUAUUCUGAGAUCGAUCCUAACCCCAAUCACGCCAGCCGUACAGAGGCUCACAGGCUCGACUCUUGUCCAUCACGCUGAGGUUACCCCUAAAGCAGCCCCGACUGAUGUGGGGCGCCUCAAGGAACCUGCUUGCAAGUCUACGCUUUAAACAUUUUGUCAGUUCAAAGCAUUGACUCGGUGCUGUUGACAUCAUGAGAAAAGCCCAACAUCCAGCCAACAAAGACACAUCUACUCUUUCCUUCCUCCAGUAAGAGAAACGGGAGUCUGUAGUUCGCUAUCUUCCUGUGUCGGCCUUCUGAGGAGUAAGUCUGUAUGGGGGAAGCAGGAGGGCACUCCCCACCCCCACUCUAGCAGCAGCAGCAGCCUCGGUGACGGUGUGACUGGUGGAGAAAGGUUCGCCGGGGCUCAGCCUGUCAAACUCCUCAUGAUUCUUCUGAACUUGUGGCACAUUGGGGACAUAUCUCCUGGCCAAAACAUAAAGGCAGGACUAGUCAUGUCCAAUAUUCAGCAGAAUCACUUCAAAUGGAACGAAGAGAGAAAAGUAACAAUGUUGUAACCAUUGUAGUCUGUGUGGACGGAAGCUUUUAGCAGCAGUUAACAGAGCAAAGACUAGGUCCUUCUGCCUCACGUGGGAUUUUGUUUUGCACAUUUGUCUUCUUUACUUGAGUUGCGUGGCUCUGUUUAACAGUUUGUUCUAAGUCACACACUUUUUUUUUUUGCAAAGCACCAGACUGCAAAUAUAGACCACAGGCUUUACUUUCAACACUUCUCAUUUGUAUAAUCUUGGAGCAAAGAUGAGAAAAGGAUUUGAUAAAAAAAAGACUGAAAAGAAAGACAUGCACUGAAUUUGUUUGAAUCUGUUUUUUUUUUUGUUUUGUUUGUUGUUUGUUUUGUUCCUAUGUUGUCAGUACACACUUUCAAAAAUGCUGACCUGGAGUUUUACUACAAGUGCUGCACACACCCCAUCUCCAUGUGGAAGCUCUUUAGGCGUUGUUGCCUCCUAAGCUUGGAUCAAAGUGUCGCCUCCCUCUUGUGUUGUGUAGUUCGCUUAUUUUGUUCCAGUUGUACAACAGCUUUUAGUUGAUGUUUUGAGCUUGUGUAACUGCCCCAAAAGCACUGUCUCAGGUGGUUUUCUCACUUGCCAAGCGGUUGAAAAUGUGGAUUUUUUUAUUUUUUUUUAUUGCACUGUUCAAAGUAAAAAAAAAUUAAGUACCACAAUGAGAAAACAAAAUUGCAGGUAAGCAGGGCAGCUUUUUGAGAUGAAUCACAUUCCCUUUUUGUCCUACUGCACUUGCCUUCUGCAUCCAACCUUUAAGCAGAUUUACCAGACCAGUGAAACCACAUUGCUAGUUAUAAUAAAAAGAUUAGAAAAGCAAACUCAGCACAAAUAAACCGCUGGGGACUUUGUCAAACCUCUUGUUUAGGCUGGUCAAACUAGUAGUAAUAGUAGUAGGUUGAAAUGAGUAAUACAUUGGUUUUCUAACUCAUUUAGUACAAAAGAUCACCUCUAACAGAAUUUUGACAAGGUCAAGGGUUAAAUUUAAAUGCAGCUUUUAAAAAGAAAGAAAAAAAUGGUUGUGGUGAAGGUCUGAGGCAAAAUAUGUAGGUACUAACCAUGUCAGUUUUUUUUUUUUUAGUAAAGCAGAUUGUGUAGGACGUUAACGCAUUAAGUCAUUUUUGUUAUUACUAGUAAUGUUAAGUUUACAUUUAUGGCUACCACAAGUUGUGUGCACGCUCUUAUCAGGAUCCAGCUUCUAACAGUAAAUCCACAAACAGCAGUGAAGUUAAAGUGAUCUUAUCGUCGUGGCCUUGAUGCAGAAAAGACCUGAUCAUAACUAUUUUUCAGCGUCCGUGUUUAACUCGUUCUCGUUCGUGUUUGAAACUUGUAUUUUUUAAUUUUUUUUUUACCUGUUUUAUUCAAAAG
This is a messenger RNA of Nematolebias whitei (Rio pearlfish), 3297 nucleotides long. RefSeq names its product arrestin domain containing 3a (gene arrdc3a). Lineage: Eukaryota; Metazoa; Chordata; Actinopteri; Cyprinodontiformes; Rivulidae. The coding region runs from base 213 to 1451 and encodes 412 amino acids. Gene Ontology annotation, cellular component: cytoplasm. The transcript is spliced from 8 exons. Gene Ontology annotation, biological process: protein transport. The record is from RefSeq and is a predicted model, not a curated record.